Messenger RNA from Harmonia axyridis, 1334 nucleotides. RefSeq names its product 28S ribosomal protein S9, mitochondrial (gene mRpS9). The coding region runs from base 110 to 1270 and encodes 386 amino acids. Gene Ontology annotation, biological process: translation. Gene Ontology annotation, cellular component: mitochondrial small ribosomal subunit; ribosome. The transcript is spliced from 8 exons. Lineage: Eukaryota; Metazoa; Arthropoda; Insecta; Coleoptera; Coccinellidae. The record is from RefSeq and is a predicted model, not a curated record. Gene Ontology annotation, molecular function: RNA binding; structural constituent of ribosome.
UAAAUAGAGUACACGAAAAAAUAAAAUAACCUAACUUUGAUGAAUAAUUUUUAUUAGAUCCAGAUUCAGAGUUUUAUAAUUUUUAUUCAGAGAAAUAAUUAAUAGAAGAAUGAUAUUGAAAAGAAUUUUUUCGCCUAGAGCGGUAGAUAAUAUAGGUCGAUUAUUAUCAAGAAAUGCUCCGUUGACUCAAGCAAAAAUCGCAAGUCAGUUUUCCACUGAAAAUGUUGAUUUGGAUGAUCCAACCAUAAGCAAAGCAAUGAAAGCUUAUCUUACUCGAGCAAAUGAACAUGAAAAAUUUAUGAAAAAAGAAAUUCAGGAAUACCAAAUUGGUAAACGUCACCUUGCUAACAUGAUGGGUGAAGAUCCCGAAACUUUCACUCAGGAAGAUGUUGAUAAUGCAAUCACAUAUUUAUUUCCUUCUGGUCUUUUCGAGAAAAAAGCAAGACCAAUGAUGAAACCUCCAGAACAGAUAUUCCCACAAAGAAAAGCUGCUGAAUUUGACAAAACUGGAAGACCUUUCCAUUUUUUAUUUUAUACUAGCCGGCCUAAUUUCUAUCAUAUGUUAUAUGAAAUAGUCGAACAUAUUGAACAAUUGAACAAAUUUGAAGACAUAAUGUUGAAAAAGGGCUUACAACCAGAUCCAAAUGCAGUUUUGGAUAAGUCCGGGUCACAGUGGAUAGAUAAAACAGCAUUGGAAUCUUUACUUCUAGAAACAUUAUCUGAUAGAGAUUAUGAACAAUUUCUGAAUGCUAUUGAAGCACUUUGCAAACUACCCUAUGCCUCAAAUGUUAAAGACUUCAUAUUCAAAUAUUUAAGGCCGUUAAUGAACACCAGUAAAACCAUAGAAGCACCCAAGCCAAAUUAUGACCAAGAUGGAAGAGCUUAUGUGACAGUUUAUGAAUGUGCAAGAAAACAUGCAAGAGGAACCGUCACAAUAAGAUCCCCUGGAACAGGAAAAAUUUCAAUAAAUAACAAAGAUAUAACAUACUUUGAAGAUACUCAGUCAAGGGAACAGGUUCUCUUUCCUUUACUCUUUUCAAAUAUGAUAGGAAAGGUAGAUAUCGAGGCAGAAGUUGGAGGUGGUGGAUUUUCAGGACAAGCUGGAGCUGUUAGGUGGGGUAUAGCUUGGGGUUUAAGAAGUUUUCUUGAUGAAAAAAUAGUGGAAAAAAUGCGUUUAGCGGGUCUACUAACCAAAGAUGUCCGUACUCGUGAAAGGCAGAAACCAGGACAACAGGGUGCAAGAAGAAAGUUUACAUGGAAGAAGAGAUAAUUUUGUUCACUUAGAAUAAUAACAGUGCUAUUAAAAAAAUAAAAUUGAAAAACACCAUAAGAUA